Ramularia collo-cygni is the source of this 1356-nucleotide messenger RNA. RefSeq lists its product as uncharacterized. Lineage: Eukaryota; Fungi; Ascomycota; Dothideomycetes; Mycosphaerellales; Mycosphaerellaceae. Gene Ontology annotation, biological process: DNA replication initiation; mitotic DNA replication preinitiation complex assembly; DNA replication. Gene Ontology annotation, cellular component: DNA replication preinitiation complex. The coding region runs from base 1 to 1356 and encodes 451 amino acids. The record is from RefSeq and is a predicted model, not a curated record. The transcript has 2 exons. Gene Ontology annotation, molecular function: DNA replication origin binding; single-stranded DNA binding.
AUGUCUUUGGAAGCCAAGGAGAAUGGUAGCGGCGUCGAGCAGCUUCGAGCCCAAAUCAAGACGUACGAAAAGGACUUUUUAUACAACCAUGGCCGCAAACCAGAGCGAGGCGACAUCAAAAAGGACGCGACGAUAGCUGCAAAAUACAAAGCAUAUCAGCUUGCCACCAAACCGCCUCCGCUCUCGAGCACACCGCAGAAACGCACACGACCAAGCAUUGCCCGAGAUGCACUGCAAGAGAAGCAGAGCCGCACUGCGGCAAUCACGCCCAAGAAGCAUACGCCAUCAAAGUCGAGACGGGCAGAAACACAACAGAGCAUCCUCUCGCCAGUCCACGAAGUUGAGCCGACUCCCGCUCACAUUCGCCUCCAAUUAGGCCCAACUCCGCAGAGGGAUGGCCAGGUACUGGGUAUAUUCGACACGAUCGCCGGCACGCCUUCGAAGACUGAGUCCGCAGAAUCAAUUCAUGCAGAGCUCUUAGUCGCUGGAACCCCGAGUAAGCCUACGGCAGUCGAUCCUGCGUUGUCAAAGACGCCUCAGUCUUCGAGCAAGCGCUUCUUUCUAGAUGCAUUCGCGGGAACACCACUCAAGCGCAAGCGUGACGACGAUAUUGGAAGUACAAGUGCGUCCAAACGGAAGUUUGCUACGCCUUCAUUUCUGCGGCGGAGUUUUCCUCUCGCCUCCAUCGAGGAGGACAGCGCAGAUGUAUCGGCAGCUAUGCCACCACCAUUCAGGAAGCGCGGCUUGGUUCGCAGUCUGAGCAGUAUCAUUCAGGGCUUGAGGAAACAGGAAGAGGAGCGUAUGGACGAUGAUUGGGACUUGAUGAAUGAGAUUGAACAGGAGCAAGAAGGCGGUGGCAUCGCGAAAGACACAGCGAAGGUGCUGGUACAGGACAGCCAGCCUGGUGAGAUGCCAUUGGGGCCCGAUCAGGCUCCUGAAUCUAGCGAGGAUGAAGAGGCGCCUGGGAGAGGGGACAGACCUCGCAAACCAUGGAAGAAGAAGGGCUUGAAGAGGCAGACGCGCAGGGUCAUCAUGCGGCCCGUAAAACACGAGGCUGGCAAGAAAGAUGAGCUUGUGGAGGAAGCUUGUAGCGAUGCGGAAGUUGUUUCAGAAACACAACCCAGAGAGCCAGUGCUGGACGAGGACAAGUUCGGCUUAUCUGAUGAAGACGAGUCUGCAGGGAAGACGACGAAGCAGAAGAAACACYCCCCAGCGCAGGACGACGCCAGCACGAUGAAAGCAAAGCCCGGGAGAAAGGUCAAUGAUUUGGCACAUGCAAAUUUUCGGAAGUUGAAGAUCAAGAACAAGAACUCCAAAGCCAAUGGCAGAGGUCGGAAGUUCGGCGGCAGGCGAUAG